Molecule: messenger RNA, 1818 nt
Organism: Delphinapterus leucas (beluga whale)
Lineage: Eukaryota; Metazoa; Chordata; Mammalia; Artiodactyla; Monodontidae
Gene: TRIM14
Product: tripartite motif containing 14
Biological process (GO): innate immune response
Molecular function (GO): protein binding; zinc ion binding
Source: RefSeq, a predicted model, not a curated record
UUCCCCGCCGGCCCCUCUCUGCGCGGCGGCCGCAAAACUUGCGGGUGAAUGGCGGGCGCGGCGGCGCCAAGUGGGACUCCUGGGGGGCUGCGCCCAGCGGAGCCCGAAGACGCGCGCGGCUGGCGCUGCCCGGAGCACGGCGACCGCGUGGCUGAGCUCCUCUGUCGCCGCUGCCGCCGCUGCGUGUGCGCGCUUUGCCUGGUGCUGGGCUCGCACCGCGGCCACCCGGUUGGUCUGGCGCUGGAGGAGGCGGCGCGCGUGCAGAAACUCACCCAAGAAUGUUUAAAGAAUUUGACAGCCAAGAAGCAGCAGCAAGUUGGCAACAUAACCCAACAAGAUGCUGCUGAGAAGCUCAAGGCUCGUGCAGAGUCAGGUAAAACCUGGCUGACAAGGAAAUUUACUGAACUCAGAUUACUACUUGAUGAAGAGGAAACUCUGACCAAGAAAUUCAUUGAGAAAAACACGCAGCUUGCCCCGCAGGCGUACAGGGAGCAAAUCGAGUCUUGUGGGGAGCAAAUCGAUGUCAUGAACAAUCUCUCCAACAGGGUCUGGAAUAUCAGCCAGGAACCCAGUCCUGUACAGCUGCUGCAGGUAAUCACAUCUGAUCCCCAGGAAGGCCAGAAACAGAUGAGCCUGGGGGAGUCGUGCCACCCCGUGCCCCACUCCUUUGAGCCCGUCAAGAGCUUCUUUAAGGGCCUUGUGGAAGCCGCGCAGAGCCCGCUACAGACGCCACUGGACGUCCGCCUUAAGGCGAACAUGAGCUGCCAGCUCUCGGGCUCCUCUGGCGCCCAGCCGGGUUCCCUGCUGAAAACAAGCCCCUCACCAGAGCGAUCACUCUUCUUAAAAUACGCGCGUACGCUCACGCUGGAGCCAGACACGCUGCACCCGCGCGUGCGCCUCUCGGCAGACCGCCUGAAGGUGCGUUGUGGCCACCACGGCAACCUGGGGCUCAAUCCUGCGCUGCAUUUCGACGCGCUGUGGCAGGUGCUGGGCCGCCACUGCUUCGACGCCGGCCGCCACUACUGGGAAGUGGACGUGCAGGAGGCGGGCGUCGGCUGGUGGGUGGGCGCGGCCUACGGCUCCCUCGGCACCUCUGCCGCCGCCCGCUUGGGCUGCAACCGCCAGUCCUGGUGCCUCGCACUAUAUGACCUCGAGUACUGGGCCUUCCACGACGGCCAGCGCAGCCGUCUGCGGCCCCGCGACGACCCCGACCGGCUCGGCGUCUUCCUGGAGUACGAGGUCGGCGUCUUCACCUUUUACGACGACGGCAUGACCCACCUGCACACCUUCCGUGCCGCCUUCCAGGAGCUUCUCUACCCGGCCCUGCGGCCCUGGGAAGGGGCCAUCAGCAUCUCCCGACUGCCCUAGGGGCCGACACCUGAGUGGCCGCCCUAGGCUCUCCGCGGCUCUGGUCUCACCCGAUCCAGACACGGCUGGUCUACUGCCGCCUCUUUCCUUUUUGCCAGGGAGAAGGGGGACAGUGAUGAUAGCCUGGUGGAGGAGACGCAGCCUAGCAGAGGGCAUACAGAGGUGGCCCAGCGCAGCCAGGGCAUGGUGAGCAGGAGUCCAUACCACGAGGAGGGGACAGGCUGCCCAAGAAGCCAAGCUGCAUACGAGGUGGGACGGGAGAAGUGAAAGGGAGUAAACAGCAGCCAGAAAUGGAUGCCGUCACACUCCAGCUCCUAGCACGUCAAUCUUAUGGAUUCUCUGAUCAGGACCUUCUUGCCCACCAGACUGAAGAUAUCUUCAGGAGGGUAGCCUUUGGGCUCACCCACCUUCACAGUGAGCAUGUCCAGUGUUAGAAUGGUGCCUUCCGGA